CUCGGGACUAUGUUGUUAGGGAGUUCUGUUACAGUGAGCUGCUCAAGAGUAUGGCAAGUAUUUGUGUAGUCAGAAAGCUUUGACUGUGUGGGCUAGAUGUUAUGUCGAGAACUGGACUACAGCAGCAUCUUGCUGUUGUCUGGCGUAACUGUCCAGUUAAAUGUCAACUGUUGAGCAUAGAAGUGGCAACUCCUCUCAGAAGGAAGUUGGGACUUACGGCUGUGAUGGUCCUGCUGUGCAGUUUAUAUGCAUUGAGAGAUCAACUGCAAGGAAAGGGUGGCAGGUACAAGUCACAGAAUCCAAAAGACAAAAACUUCACAGAUAUGAACUAUUGCUUUUCUCCAGGAAUUACUGAAAAUGAUCAGUAUCUGUCAAUAUUAGAUAGAAGGAAGGAGCUGUUUAAAGAGAUGAAUCUUGCUUUACCAUCUGCUGCAUCUGGUGGACCACAGAGCCAUUCUAUCUUUACCUUUAGUGGCUCAUGGGGAAAAAGUUCCACUUUUUUGAGGAAACAACAUGUGCUGCUUAACUAUAAACAGAAAAGAGCAUUGACAAAAACAUCAGUAGCAUCUUUUAAUGGCCUGAUAUUUCAAAAAUGUGCUCAGGUAAACAGUCAGAAUGGGGCAUCAACUAUAAUCAUACAAUUAAUCAUUAACAGCACCACGGUGUCUGCACCUGUAAUUUCACAGCUCACAAUUAAAGACAUCACUGACAGUCUGACUGUAAAGAAUACCAGUGGCACCAGGACAGAACCUGGAUUACAGACUUACAUUGUAAAUGAUCUUCAAGCUGGUUCAUCCUUUGUGACAUACUAUACAGCAGUUCUCAAUGACAGUAAUGCUCAAGAGGGAAAGAUCCUAUCUUUGCCUGCAUAUCUGACAUACCGUAACUCAUCACACAUCAGCACUCUGUUUGGACCUUUAAAUGCAUCAUUCACUAUAAUGGAGCAAGCACAUAUACAGGGUUUGCCGGAUCAUGGUAUUCACUUUGUUGGAUUUAUUGUUGCAUUCAUUAUUUCCUUUGCUUUGACAUGUGGUAUUAUCAGUGCUGUUUAUCUAAUUCAAAGACCAAAAACACGAGCAAGGAACUCAUCAAAUCCAACAGAGAGAAAGAGAAUUGGUCUGGGUCCCAGAAGCAAGUCAGAAACUUCAGAAUAUGAGUCACUAUCAUCAUUUAAAGAUGAUCUCGCUUUGGAGGAGAGGAUACUUGACUUAUUUGUGUAUGAAGACAUUGACAACAUGCUGGACUCUUUAGAAGAGUUGGACACCACAAGUAGAGUACGAGCAGAUGCUGUUUUAGAAAAUCAUCGCAUUCAUAUAAGUAAAGAUCUGAUUUUCAUUCUACUGAGAAACAGAACUACACGCAGCAAUUUCCCAGUUUUUGCAGAGAAAAAGUUAAGACAUGAAUUGAAACAAAAACUUGUAGAAAUGGACAGAAUGCGUAAAGCAGAGGCUGAAGAAAGACUGCUGGCAGUAACAACUGAAUGCAACAGAUAUGCUGAACAGGAAAUGGCUAUGCAACAACAAAGGCAUAUGGCUGCAGAAAGGGAGGCUGAGCAGAUGCUAAAACAUAUAAUUCAGAAGGAAGCUGAUUUGGAAUACAGAACUCUUCUGGACAAGCUGAACAGCUGUGAGACACGUGGAUUGCAGAGGUUUCUGUUGAGCAAGCAACAGGAGGCAACUAUAAGUACCCAAAGACAUUCUGUCAUCCAUUGGAGGAUGGAGCUCCAUAAAAUAUUUUUUGCACAAAUAAAAGAAUCCACAGAGAAACAAGAGCUUCAUUCAGAGGCAGCAAAACAUCUGCUUAAGGAUUACUCAGAAGUUCAGAAAGAGCUGGAAGAUUUGAUGGAUUAUCUUCUUGCCAAUCAGAGAAAGAAUCUAUGGCAACGAUUUUUCCAUAGAAAGUAUCUAGUACAUAACCUAAGGAGCUGCAAAAAUCGAAAUCGAGCACUGAUGAAUAAAGCUUCAACCCACAUAGGGACUCUCAUCAAUAAGAUUGAAAAUUCUGGUCGUUUAACAAAAAGGCAGUCAGAGGCACUUUUGGAAAAGAUCCAGACAGAAAUCCUCAAUGUAAAGCAAAGUCUGGAUGAAAACUUUAACCAGAAGCAGAAAUCUUUACAUCAACAGCUGGCAAAAAGGCAGCAUUCUAUUGCUGUUAUGUUUCAGCAACAUCAGCAAAGUCUUAAACAUCUAACUAGAAUUUUGGAUACUUCUCGAAAUACCAUAAACAUUGAAGAUUACUUGAAUCAGUGGAAAAAUGUGUUAUCCAGCCAUACUGCUGAAUUGACUGAGCUUGUUGAAAAGUUUGAUAGUGAUGCUGUCCAUGACCUCAAAGCACUUCAGGAAGAGUUAGCCCAAAAUGGCAUUUCAAAUAUCCGAAACAUCCAGGUGAAGGUUAUUGAGCAUUUGGCAAGCGUUGGUAUACCGAAAAACCAAAUUGAUCAACUUGCUCAUGAGAAUUCCUCCUCACUGAGAAUUCUUUUUGAAAAUCAAAAUAAAGAAGAAGAGAAGGAGGAGAGUGCUGCUAAUGCCAUACUUCAGACUUCAAAACAAAACCUGGAAAAGCAGUUUGAAAGGGAAGUUAAGGAACAAAGGCUGUUUCGGCAGUGGGAAGCCAUAUUGUUUACGUACCUACUGAGAACUCAGUUUAGUUUAUCUGAAGAUGAGUUGUUAAAGUUAACAAUUGAAUUUCACAACAUCUUUUCCCAAAUGGACAAUUGCUUGGCUCUACCGAAUAUUAGGACAAGAUAUAAACUACAGAAGAGCUUAACAGAGUGGAGAAAUAAAGCAUUAAAAGAUGUGGAUCAUAGUAUGUUAACUGAGAAUAAGAAGCAAGAGUCAAUGCACAGAAAGCAGUGGGCCGGAGAUGCAAAGGCCUAUAACCAAAUGAAGAUAAAGAUCGAAACAUUAACGCAGUACACUGAAGAAAAGAUCCACAUAUUUGAAAAAGAAAACAGUCUGAUUGAAGCUCACAAAGAAAAGGCUAACAGUGAGCUUCUUCUGGAAAGAACCCAUCAACAAAAGCUCCUGGAGGAAAAACUUGGAGUUCACAUUGCUGGUUUACAGUUCCAAAAGGCUGACAAAAGUUCAAGGACCCUAGAAAUUUCUGCUGCUUUACUUCAUUUGCAGUCUUUAUUGCUAGAAGAAUUGAAUGUAUCAAAGCCAUUGAUGGGGUCAGAUAGUGCACGUAUUAUCGAGGGACACAUCCAUGAGACUGAAGUACUACAAAGAAAACUGCAGUCUGAAGAGUUAGAGAAGGAGGCAGCACUACAGCAAUACAUAAUGAAGAACCAGAAGCAAGUUACAAAUGGUGUGGGGCUUGCUUAUGAAUUCAGAGUAGUAGAUGAAGAAAGGCGUGUCUCUGUAAUUCUACAGGAAGCUCUGCACAAGUGUGAAAAAAUAAUAAGUCUGCAGAGGCAAAGAGCUAUGGAAGAAAAACAGAAUUAUCGGAUCGUGGAAGACUUAAAGGAACAUCUAGAACAAGAGAGAAUUUUUUUACUUCAUUGUCAGGAACGAAAGCUGACCGCUUACUUUGUUAAGCAGAGUGGGAUACCUGUGGGUGUACUUAAUAAUGUCCUGCACCUACUGCUGCCAACGUGCUCUGAAAAAGAGAUCGUGUCCAUCCUGGAUUCAGUUUAUAAUAAAUAUCCCAUUUGUGAUAUGGACAAUGACAAGAACAGAGGAGCUAACAGCACUGUUAAGAGGAAACCUGAAACAUCUGCAAGACUUCUAGAUGUCAAGCUAAGAAAAGAGCUUAUAGACAAGUAUAUGGACAAAACAUGCAUUUCAAGCUGGAAAAAGGGAAGCUUAGUAAAGAAAAAACAGCUUCAGCCUUGGAAACGAGUUUCCUUUUCCCACAUGGACAGCUUUCCUAAAUUUUCUUCAACUAUUUCUAAUCAUCCGAGUCAAGUUAAGAGCGGUUUGAAACCUGAUGUGAUUGACCUUCCAGACACAGGAGAAAAAGUAUUUGUGUUCCGUCAAGAUGAUUCCAUUUCCACCUUUGCCACACAUUCCAAGAAAAAGAAAAAAAAUUUCCUCAAUUUAAAGAAGUCAGCUGUUGCAAGUUUUGAUAUAUAAUUACACUGAGAUGCUAAUGUUUUAUGUUUCCCUCAUCUCUUUUUUCAGAUCACUUAACUAGACACUCCUAGCAAUUCACCUCUGAAAUCUUAUGUCUUAGUGCGUUACCUUGUUCAUCAAAUAAGCAAAUAAAUAUGAUUUGAAAUCUCUUCAGCACACUAGUAAUUAAAGAUUACCAAGUGGAUAUUAGAGCUUGCCUCUGACCAAAACAAAACAUGUAUCACGUUUAAAGCACAAUCAUAUUUAUUUUAUGUUGCAAGUCAUAUAAACAUAACUGUUCAAUUUAA
This is a messenger RNA of Protopterus annectens (West African lungfish), 4360 nucleotides long. RefSeq names its product EvC ciliary complex subunit 2 (gene EVC2). Gene Ontology annotation, biological process: smoothened signaling pathway. Lineage: Eukaryota; Metazoa; Chordata; Ceratodontiformes; Protopteridae. The record is from RefSeq and is a predicted model, not a curated record. The transcript has 22 exons. The coding region runs from base 102 to 4073 and encodes 1323 amino acids. Gene Ontology annotation, cellular component: ciliary membrane; plasma membrane protein complex.